Molecule: messenger RNA, 1992 nt
Organism: Metarhizium album ARSEF 1941
Lineage: Eukaryota; Fungi; Ascomycota; Sordariomycetes; Hypocreales; Clavicipitaceae
Product: Pseudouridine synthase TruD, eukaryotic
Exons: 1
Coding region: 1-1992 (663 amino acids)
Biological process (GO): pseudouridine synthesis
Cellular component (GO): nucleus
Molecular function (GO): RNA binding; pseudouridine synthase activity
Source: RefSeq, a predicted model, not a curated record
AUGCUUCAACAGCCGCAGCAACCUCAAAGUCAAGACGGCAGCUCAAACACUCAAAAUGAAGCCCCAGGAAGCUCACGCCAGGAUGGAAAACCUCACACGGAGCCAACGACCGUCGAGAUUCCUGACCAAGACAUCAGAGUUCUCCAAGACCUCUCUACAGCCCAAUUCGCCCAGGACCUCGUCAAGCUCUUCAACCAGGGCAACGGCCCUUCACCCAACGACUCCAGCACGGCUACCUCGCCCGCUCUCGACGACAAGUCCAAACGCGCCCAGCUCCACCAACAUGUCCGCCGUAUCUUCAAGUCCCGUCUCGACACCACCACCGGCCACGACGGAGUCGUCGUCGCCAGCUUCGUCUCCCCGCGCAACGGCAAGAAGAGCAGAGGACGCCGUGGUCAGCCGGGCGACGACGAACAGAUGGGCGAAUAUCUCCAUUUCACGCUGUACAAGGACAACCGCGACACCAUGGACGCCGCCAACCAAAUUGCCCGCCUCCUCAGAAUGAGGCCCCAAACCAUUGGGUACGCCGGGACCAAGGACCGCCGCGCAUCGACCACGCAGCGCUGCUCGGUGCGGCACCAGCGCAAGCGGGCGCUGGCAGGGCUCAACGACAAGCUCCGGGGCAUCUCGACCGGCGAUUACGAGUACCGCGAGGAACCCAUCCACCUGGGCCAGCUCUUCGGCAACGAAUUCGUCAUCACCCUCAAGAACUGCAAAAUGGCAGACGAAACCGGCACUCAGCCGCCGUCCGAGCGCCUCGCUUCCAUGAGGAACAAUGUCGAGUCAGCCCUCAAGCACAUGUCCUCCCACGGAUGGAUCAACUAUUUUGGCCACCAGCGCUUCGGAACCCACGACGUAGGCACCCACCAAGUCGGCAAGCUCAUCCUCGGAGGCGACUUCGAGGCCGCUGUCAGCGCCCUACUCAAGUACGACCCGGAAAUCGCAGCCAAAGCCGAAGCCGGCCAGCUCCCCGAAGAACCCUCCAAGAAGGACGAUGCCCUUCGCCACCUCGCCUGCAUGCUCUUCCAAACAGGCAAGGACCUCAACAGAGCUGCCAAGGUCAUCCCGCGGCGUUUUGCAGCAGAAUCCUGCAUCCUCCGCCACCUCACCCGCAUGGGCAAGAGCUCAACGCGUGACUUUGCGGGCGCCAUCACACACAUCACCCGCGGCCUGCGAUCAAUGUACCUCCACGCCUAUCAAUCACACGUGUGGAACCACGCCGCCAGCCAGCGGUACGCCCUCCACGGCACCAAGGUCACAAAGGGUGACUUGGUCAUUUCCGAGAGAGAGAGUCAACCCGCCGUCGCGGAACACGACCAGGACGGCGACAAAAUCAUCAACCCUCUCGAGGACGAGCAAGACGACGCGCCCCUGCGUGCUCGUCCACUCACGGAAGAGGAGGCCGCCAGCGGCAAAUACACCGUCUACGACAUUGUUCUUCCUUCCCCGGGCUACGACGUGGCUUAUCCCGACAACGAAAUCGGCAAGUUUUACCAGGAGUUCAUGGGCCGCCAAGAGAACGGUAGUCUUGACCCGCACAACAUGCGUCGCUUGAGAAGAGAGUUCAGCCUCCCGGGGCGUUAUAGGAAGCUGAUGCAGCGAUUCUUGGGUGAUCCCAGUGUGGAGUUCAAGUUGUACGGGGAUGACACAGAGCAGAUGCACCCUACAGACGUGGAUUUGAUCAGCGGCCCGAGGAGGAAUGGGAUUCAGGGGAAGAGGAAGAAGAGAGACGACGACGAGGAUGACCCUGGAAAGAGGAUCAAGGGUAAUGGUCAGGACCAAACUGAGGCAGAAAUGGAGGAGGCCAAGAGCGAGCAGGACGCUACGUGUAAUAGCGUUGAUGCAAUGACGGAGACAGAGCCGCCCCCCGAAUCUUUCAAGAUAGCUGUUGUCCUCAAGUUCCAGCUGGCAAGCAGUGCCUACGCGACAGUUGCGCUCAGAGAACUGAUGGGUGAUCGCUCGGAUGAGGCCACACCAUCAGACCAAAGUUAG